GUCAUAUUCACUAGGUGAGCAGCAGUAGUGAAUGGUGGUGCUUUUGCUUCAGUAUUCAGUAUUUAGUCCGCUAGGAAACAUCAAUACAGAUGGGUACUAAAAAUAGCUAAACGUCAAGAAUACUAUAUUAAAGUAAAUAUUCAGCUCUCAUCUCCCCCUACAAAUAUAAUUAAGAAUAAUUUAGUACAAGAAAACAACAAAACCCAACAGACAUCAUCAUUAUUUUAUUUUUUUUAUUUUUUUUAAACAAUUUUAAAUAUUUGUGCGCUGUUAAUAAAAAAUAUACUUAAAUCGAAAUAAAAACGUACUCGUACUAAUUCGGAUUUGGAUUCGUGGUUUAACAUCUCUACACUCUAUGUAUCUCUAAUCAGCCACAAGAAUGGCAAGAAAUUAUCGACCGUUUUAAAGGACGUUAUGUGAAAAGUUUAGACAAUUUCCCACCGUUUCGUCGUUGCGUCUUCGUUGUCACCCACUAUCCACUAGAUUGCUAUACAUUUCCGCGUUUUUCUUUUUUGUGUUUUAAUUUAUUUUUGCAAUAUUUUAAUAUUCUGCUAUUGCAGAUAAAAGUGAUCUUUAAAGAAAAUAAUGCACUCGUUGUCAAAAAAGAAAACUGAGAAAAAUAUUCUGUAAAAGUUUGAUAGCAUGUUGAAAAUUUCAAUCGUAUAUGUACAUUUUUGAGUUCUUAAUUAUGUUUGUUUUUAUUUUUGUAAAUGUUUAAAUUUAAAUAAAAUAAUACAGAAUACGUUUGGAGCAUGUACAUAUGCAUACAAAAUGCAGUGUCUCAUCUUUUUGUGAAGAGUAAAUAAUUUUGUUGGUUGUUGAUUUUUAAGAUGAACAAAAAUAUAUAUCAAAAUGAAAUUUCAAAAACAUCAUAUUCAUAUCGUUUUAUCCCAAAAGAAAGAUUGUUAUCUUCGAGAAUCGGUAUAUCGGAUGUAGCCAGCAGCAAGAAAAUAAACUAAUUUAGUGCAAUAUGAUUAUAUUGAAUGCAAGCAGUACCUUUAUAAAGUAGUUUUUAAAUAAAAUUGUUAUUUUCUUCCAACUGGAAUUAAAAUAUUAAUAUAUUUAAACAAAAAAAACAACAAAUACAAAACAACAAGGCCAACAACAUGAUUUCAACGAUUUUAAUUCGAGUGUGUCUCAUUGGCUUUGGAAUAACAUUCUGUUGUAUAGAAUGUAUCCAUUUGGGAUUGAUUAACCCGAUUGAAGUGGUAGAGGAAUAUGGAUGUCAUGAUACUGAAUUAAGAUUAACAUGUGGCAAUUUGGACUCUAAAUUGGCAAUAUUAGAAGCAACAUUUACGCCUAAUUGUACACAUGAUGAAUGUCUACAUUUAGACAUGAAAAGACUUGUCAGAACAUUUGCAUCGGAAGAAAUAGAAGAAUCUAAAAAUGCAGAAAAAGAAGCAGGUCAAAAGUUCCUCGAAACACUGCGACAAAAUCAUUCCGACAAUGAGGAAGACACAGAUGUUGAAAUAUUAGAAGAUGCUGAAUUUAUAGAUGAAAAAACAAAUCGUAGCAAUAAUAAUAAUGGCCAAAAUAAAAAUCGAACGUCGCUACGGUUGGUUUUGGAGCGACUUAUAAUACGUUACUUGCGUAGAAUAUCUCCCGAAGAUGAACUAGAAGGGGGACGUUUUUCACGUUCUCUGCAUAAUACUACACCAACAGCAAACAAUCAUGACAUCCCUUCAUCGCCAGCACUUCUCAAUGAAACUAUUGAAACUACAGAGGACGACGAUAUUAUCCGUACACAAUCAGCUAGACCUCAUUGUGAGGAACAAGGAAGACAGAUCUCUUCUCUGAAUAGCUUGGAUCUGGAAAAAUCCUACAGGAAUCAGUCAGCAAACGAAUACAAUAUACGUAGAGUGCUGAACAAAAGAUGUUCGGGUAAAAAUCACUGCAGUUUUAUUUUUUCCAUUGACCACCCUUUUGCAAAAGUCUGGGAGGGUGGUGUUGUUCGUGUUAAAUACAUUUGUAUGGAAGACUUUAGAAUAAAUCGUUACUGUGGAGAACAUUUAACAAUAGGCUAUGAAAUAGAUCCAAAUAUUCAAAUUCUCGAUGUUGGUAAAGGUGAUCCAAAAGCCGAGGCAAGACUACAGCCACGUGAAACUGCCCUCCACUCACUUAAAAUAAUUAAGGCUGAUAAAAUUAAUGGUGCUGAACGUAACUUUAGUACGAGUGGAUCUAGAAAAUAUAAAACUUCUUCUCUGCCCUCAAUAAAACAAGAAGAAAUUUCAGCAGAUGGACAAAAAAACAGUAGAGUUUAUUCUCAGGAUUUUCGAGUUUUGAAAAUUCUUCCAAGUAAUCUUGAUGACUUCAAUGACAUAGAAACAAUAGGUAAUGAAAUUUUCUUUAAAAAAGACGACACAUCAACAGAACAUGUAACAAAUGCAAACGAACCAAGUUCAACCAUUUCAAAUUAUGAACAAGAUGAUACAACUCCUACAGAUAGGAUUCAUAAAACAGAUGAAAUUACUGAAAUAAAUGUUGUUGACAAGAACAAAACAAAAAAUGAAAGUUUAGGUGAAAUUGAAAAUCUAGAAAAUGUGACCAUGGUAAUACGAAAAGGAGCUCACUACAUAGUUUGGUCGAAUGCAACGCUUCAGAAUUUUUCAAUUAACGUUGCGGCAAAUGAAAUAGAUCAUGAAAAUGAUCAAGUGAUUAGCUCUAGCACUAGCACUCCCCAAAAUGAAGAAAAACAUGCUGAAAUUCUUGAAACACAUGAAGACAUUUCCGAAGAAGAAGAAAACAGCUCUCGUGUUACAUACAACAGUAUCCAAAGAACAUCUUAUAGAUCACCAUUGCUACACGGUUUUGCCAUGACACCAGGUUAUCCAAAAUUUUAUAUUGGUGAAUUUGACUGUCAUUGGGACAUACUUGCCCCAGAGGGUAUAAGAUUAUGGGUAACCAUCAUAGAUAAUUCUCUACGAUAUGAUGAAAUUUGUAAGGAUUUUCUUCAAAUUGAUGAUUUCGGUGCGAAUACAACAUUAUUUAAUAGCUGUACUGAAGCUGUUCAACCUAUUGGUGUUAUAAGCUCAUCGAAUUGGGUUAAAAUUAUUGUCAAAACAACUUCGAAAUUUGCAUUUCCUAAGAGAGGGGUAUUAUUACACUAUACGGCUGACAGUUGCGUGAAUCCACCACUUCCAACCCAUGUCAAACUUGUUGAAAGAACAUCAACCACAGCAUUCUACGAAUGCCAUCCCUCAUUUCUGUUCCCAGACUCUGGUCUAAGUACUCGUAAAUUAACCUGCAACAAUAUACACGUUUGGGAUAAAUUAUUACCCGAUUGCACUGAACAAGAAAACCUCACUGGGAGUGAAGAAAAAUUAACUUUAAUUAGCAAGAAACCAGAUUUGUCUGUUGUCACAAAAAUGCCCUCUAAAAACGAAGCUGAUAUGAUUACUGAUAUUAUCAUUCCAUGUGUUUUGAUUGCCGGCCUAUUUAUAAUCAAUGGAGCGAUUUUUGCUGUUAUCAUGAAAUACCGAAACAGCUGCCUAGGCUUUUAACAGUGAACAUUUUUAGCUUUGUUCCUUGUUAAAUCGCUACAAUGUACAACUUCUCUUUGUAUAGCUCUUCAAAUAAAAGUAAAAAACGAUCAUAAAACAUUGUUAAUUGCACAAGCUUUGGAAUUAAAAAAAGAAACAAUAAAAACAAUGGUAGUGGCUUAAUA
This is a messenger RNA of Eupeodes corollae, 3664 nucleotides long. RefSeq lists its product as uncharacterized. NCBI's taxonomy places the organism in Eukaryota, Metazoa, Arthropoda, Insecta, Diptera, Syrphidae. The transcript is spliced from 14 exons. The record is from RefSeq and is a predicted model, not a curated record. The coding region runs from base 1107 to 3500 and encodes 797 amino acids.